Messenger RNA from Manduca sexta (tobacco hornworm), 494 nucleotides. RefSeq lists its product as uncharacterized. NCBI's taxonomy places the organism in Eukaryota, Metazoa, Arthropoda, Insecta, Lepidoptera, Sphingidae. The coding region runs from base 12 to 494 and encodes 160 amino acids. The record is from RefSeq and is a predicted model, not a curated record. The transcript is spliced from 4 exons.
GUUCUUUAGCCAUGACUGAAAGAUGUCAAACGAAGUUUACAGAGAAUUUUGAUAAUAAAAAUUAUAUUAUAUACGUUGGAAUUCUUUGCCCAUCUUUUGCUGUGCUAUAUUUCUACAGAUUUCACUUUGCUAUUAUAGCCUUUAGCUAUGUGCUGGGAUGUUUGGCUUGUUAUUACGGUUUGAAUUCGAACAUUUUGCGGAACUAUGUGUGUAAAUUGAAGUGCCACUUGUUCGGCGAGACGACAGAGGACGUACAAGAUGCUCCGGUAAAAGGAUGUGUGACUUGCGGGUCAAAGGAGUGCAACCGCCAUGAUGCCAGCAACGGCACAGAACCCUGGACAGGAUUACAGAUACAUAAACAACUUGACCAAGCCAUAGAAGAUGUUGAUCCAGGAAUGGGACAUACUUACAUAUACCUCAAUGGUGGUUUUUACAUCUUGUGUACAAUGGUCUCUGUCCACAUGGAGAAACAUCCUACCACCCGCAACCUGUAA